UGUGUGUUAGAAAAUGUUAGACAAACAGCAGCAAUGCAUAAUUCUGUAUAAAGGACUCGCACUGAGGCGGGAGAGAGAACCCAUCCAUCAGCCAGCAAGUAACGAUGAUCAUGAAGUCAUCAGUGCCUGUCGUGGCCCUGAUCGCACUAGUGGUGUCCAGGGUGCAGACAUUUGUUUCAGUUGGGGGUAGCAGAAACACCCAUGUGAACAUUACUGGCAAUGCUGUGAUGGAGAAGAUCCGUGAGGUGUGUGAAGCAGUGGCUGAAUCAGAAGGAAGAGAUUUCAAACCAACGGGCUCAUCAGCAGAGGAGCUGCUGCGUGCGUGUCUGGGCACAGCCACAGGUGAGGUUUCAGGUGCCAAGUUCCGUACGGCACUAAAUCAGAUCUACAUGCAGAAUGGCUUUGUGGACCGGGACUUCAUGAGCAGCGCACCACACCACUUCAAUAAUGAGGCCUUUAAUGAGGGACGCAACCUUAUCAUUCAGGGGACUGCGGCUAUUAAAGCGAACGUCCGCACAGACAACCUUCAAUCUGCCCGAGAAACACUAGGGCGAGUGUGUCACACACUGCAGGACUUUUACAGCCACAGUAACUGGGUUGAAUUGGGUAACAAAAGUCCAUAUGCCAACCUCAUCAGACCGGAUCUCAACAUUGAGAAGAUUGCAGACAUUACAAUGCCAACAUGCAGUGACUGUGCCAGUGGUACCUGUCCAAACCAGCUGCUUCCUGCCAUUCUCAAUGGGAAGUACCUCACUUCAGGAUAUAUGGGCUUGUUCUCCAGUGACAAACCUCAAGGAAAAUGUAGCCAUGGUGGGGAGACUGACCUCAGCAGUUCCCAGAAUCCUCGAGGUGGGAUCAGUAAAGAUGAGCCCCGUUCCCAUAAUACUGAUCAACACAAUAAUGCUGUAAACUUGGCAGCUGAAGCCACCCUGGAGCUGCUAGAGGACAUCCGUGGAGCUAUAGGAAACAAGGACUACCUUCGGCUGAUGGGUAUCGCAAGAUCUGCAGUCCUAGUUUUUGUGAUUGACACCACAGGCAGUAUGACUGACGACAUUGCAGAAGCCAAAAGAGUCGCCUUCAACAUCAUUGACAGUAAGAAAGGAACUCAAGAUGAACCAUCUGAAUAUAUUCUGGUGCCAUUUAAUGAUCCAGAAUUUGGACCACUAAUAAGAACCACAGACUCAGAUGUGAUGAAGUCAGAGAUCUCCAAGAUCAAAGCUGAUGGAGGAGGGGAUACCCCAGAAAUGUGCCUGUCGGGACUUCAGUUGGCCCUGACAGGAGCUCCUUCUUCCUCCUUUAUAUAUGUGUUCACGGAUGCUCCACCUAAGGAUACACACCUGGAGAAAACCAUCAACGCCCUCAUUCGCAGCACCAAGUCUACGGUAUCUUUCUUCAUGACAGCAUCAAGGAGGAGGAGAAGGACACUGAAGGCAUCGUCACAGUUUCAGGUGUAUUAUGACAUGGCCUUGGCCUCUGGGGGUCAAGCCAUUGAGGUCUCCAAAUCCAGCCUCUCUCAAGCCACUGACAUCAUUGUUGACACCUCUACUUCAGCUUUGGUGACAAUUCUUCAGCGCUCCAGGGAUCCAGGACUUGUAGAGAGUUUCCCCUUCCUACUGGAUAAGUCUGUGUCCAACACUACCAUCUACAUCACAGGAAGUAGCCUCACAUUCAACCUACGCAGCCCCACAGGUGUGACUCAAUCUAACACUGUUGACAAUGGACCUCUGGGUACAAUUCAGAAAGUGGGAAACCUGCAACGAAUCCAAUUAAACGGAACUGAGAUGGGCUUGUGGCACAUUGACAUGACAACAACUCAGCCCUACACCAUUAAAGUGAUGGGUCAGAGUGCGAUUACAUUCAUCUAUGACUUUGUGGAGGAAUUCAAAGGACCCCAUCCUGGAUUUGCUGCCAUUGAUGGGCGGCCGUCAGCAGGCUCACCGGCUAAGCUGCUGCUAACACUGACUGGAGAGAAAGGUCCAGAGGCUCUAGAGCUGCAGGAGGUUGCUCUCAUGGAGGUGUCUGGGGUCAAAGUGUCUAAUGGAACCAUUGAGAAAAUGGAUGGUGGAGAUUACUUUAUUACUGUGAAAGAAGUGCCAGAAGGAGAGUUUGUGGUACUGCUGAAGGGAAAAGACAAGACCUCCUCCAGCCUGUACCAGAGGCAGACCACCACACAGAUGUCUCAGUCUGAAGUCAUAAUAAAGGCAAUAGCAGACAGCUCCAUGCUGCCAGGAGAAGUAUUUAAAAUAAAUUUUACUGUUACAACCACUGGAACCAGUGGUGCCUACACAAUUCGUGCAAGGAAUGACAAAAACAUCCCUAUGACACAUCCAUCAAUUCUCAAUCUCGUGAGUGGCGGCAGUGCUCAGGGGACGGUGUCUCUCACUCCACCUGGUAAUACAGUCUCAGGCACAGAUGUUACGCUAACCAUCGAGGCAGAAGGUCCUGGAGGAAGUGAUUCUAACUAUGCUGUCCUUCGCCUUUCUGUUCUCUCCAAGGUUACUGACUUUUCACCUCCAAAAUGUGAAAUUGUCGGUGUACAGGGUACUUGCUACUCCUCCUCUUGCAGCUCAUCAAACUGGGAACUGUCUGUCAACAUCACAGACGGUAAUGGCACAGGCAUCGAGAGCAUUUCUAUCCAGCAAGGCAGUGGAGACUUCACCCAGAGGGAAGUGGAAGAUGGUGUGAUUGUGUUUAUGGGUCUAUAUGAGGCCUCAUGUUGUUCACCUUCUGUGAUUUUGUCUGCAGUUGACAAGGUAGGGAACGUGGGCAGGUGCAGCUACACCAUGAAGUCCAGCGCGGGCUCGCGCCUCAUUAGCAUGUCCCUCCCUCUGUGGGCAUCUCUGCUUUUAUAUGGUUUUCUACGUGACGCCUUCCCUCUGUAAUGAAAUUUAGUUUAUCCAACCAAAUUCACAGUCAUCCUAUCCCUCUCUUUCUCAUCCCAUUCUUUUAUAAAAAAAUAUAAAUAUAAAGCAUUCUUAGAGGUAUGAAGUUGCAUAAAGCAAAGCAUUUUAUCCCAAACAUUCCAUAAUUGUUUUUUCCAGAUAUGCAGGACUACCGAUGAAGAACUAUGCUACUUAUACAGACCCUACAAACCUCAAAGAUAGAUUAGUUUUAUGUGAACUCAUAUGACAGGCAGAAAUAUAACUCAGGAAUCACCAGUGUUUUUUAUUAACAUGAAUUUAAUUAAUUU
Molecule: messenger RNA, 3190 nt
Organism: Sinocyclocheilus anshuiensis
Lineage: Eukaryota; Metazoa; Chordata; Actinopteri; Cypriniformes; Cyprinidae
Product: von Willebrand factor A domain-containing protein 7-like
Exons: 17
Coding region: 105-2882 (925 amino acids)
Source: RefSeq, a predicted model, not a curated record